AUGGUAAACUUUUUUCACCACAGGUAUUCAAAGAUCGCCUUGGACAGAACUCUGAUUCCCGAGCGUAAACGGAUCGACUUUGUCCUGAUCCACAACAGCGUUUACUCCAAGGACACAAACGACCCGGAGAAAAAGAAGGAGUUAGAGAGACAUGAAAGAAACAGAGAAAGGUUCAAAUCGUUGUUGGAGAAGGAAGGUUUCUCCAUCCAGUCGGACACGGUUGGUGAACACGUGUACAUCAAGCUGCACUGUCCCUUCAAACGGCUGUGUGUGGAGGCCGAGAAAGUGAGAUUAGAGAUGCCGCUUAAAGAUAUGACCAUUCCCGAGGGAAAACCGAUGAACUUUCUGGACAAAUUUGUCGACAGACAUCUGGACACAGACAAAGAUGUCUUGGACUACGUGAGCUCUCAGUUCAUCAUGAACAAAGUUCAUCUCUACGAAGGAUGGGAAGACCCUACUCAUUUUUUCCGACCAUCAAUUCGAUCAUUUCUGGUUCACCACAUCCUCAUCAAUCUGGACAUACGGAGUGACCAGGAGAAGGAGGCAGACGCGGCCGCUGAGGAAUCGGAGGAUGAGGAGGACCAGGGCGCGUGUUCGUUCUGCCCGGGGCCGUGUCGUACGAUUCUGUGCUGUGGAACGAACGGCAGACCCACCCAAGGGCCAGGCCAACAGCCGAACAGCACCGCGCUGAAGAAAAAAGGUCUCAAGUUUUUGCUGAUGAGAGGAACCUACACCGACUUCCUGGUCCUGCAUGAGGACUCUGUGAAGUCUCAUGAGAAAGAGGACAAUUUGCCGAACCACUUCGACACGGCUCAGACUCAGGUGAACUCUCUGGAUGAAGAUCCGCGGAAAGAUCUGGACGACUCGUGGACCAAGCCGCUCAAGUUCCAGCCGAUGUGGCACAUCCGCGACUACUUCGGAGAGAAGAUCGCCUUCUACUUCGCGUGGACGGGGAUGCUGAUCACAACGCUGUGGAUCCCAACCUUUUUUGGCUUGAUUGUUUUCUUCUACGGGUUAUACCAGAGCGUCACAGAGAACACAGUGACUAACUCAACAGGGGUCGCCGGAGCGCUGAAGGACGUGCUGGGAGACGUGAAGAGAGCCUUUGACAACGACAUCACUCCGUUCUUUGCCUUGUUCAUCUGUUGUUGGGGUACCAUAUUCCUGGAGCUUUGGAAGCGACAGAGAGCCACGCUGGCGUACGAGUGGGACGUGGACCAGUUCGAGGCCAAUGAGCCGGACAGACCCCAGUUUUAUGGGACAAAAAUCAAACAGGAUCCGGUGACCAACGAGGCAGCCUGGUUCUAUCCGUUCCGGCGACAGAUUCUCAAGUUUACUACCUCCGGCUCUGUCCUCUUUUUCAUGACAGCCCUUGUCAUCAUCAGCGUGGUUGCUGUCAUCGUGUACCGUGUGGUCAUGGACGUCGACUACUGCCCCAACAUGCCCGACAACGAGUGCUUCCUGUUAACGACAGUCCUCUCCUCCAUCAUGAACGCUGUGUCCAUCCUCCUACUGGGGAAGAUCUACGACAAGCUGGCCGUGGUUUUAACAGAUUGGGAGAACCACCGGACUCAAACCCGCUACGACGAUGCUCUGAUCAUCAAACUUUUUGCCUUCCAGUUCGUCAACAGUUAUGCUUCUUGUUUUUACAUCGCUUUCUUCAGAGGGCGAGGCGCCAGCAUCUUCAACGACCGCUACGUGGAUUCCUGCGAGGGUUCCUGCAUGACCCAGCUGUCCUUCCAGGUGUUGACUCUGAUGGUGGCUAAACCCUUCCCCAAGUUCUUCAAAGACAUCAUUAUCCCAUUUUUGCUGAAGCUGUGGCGAAAGCGUCCCAACUGCUGUCGCUGCCGUUGCUGUCCGUGCUGCCGUCCCAACCAGGUGGAGGAGAUGGACGGAGAGAACGUGGACAAGUGCAAGCACAGCAGCCAUCUUGGAUUCCUGGAGCGGGAGCGGCUCAAGCCGGACCUGGGCGACUUCACACUCGGGGAAUACACGGAGAAAGUUAUCCUCUACGGCUUCCUCAUGCUGUUUGCCUCGUCGUUCCCCCUGGCCCCACUGUUGGCUCUCGUGAUCUGCUAUGUGGAUAUCCGCGUAGACGCUAAGCGGAUGUUGUGGUGGUACCGGAGACCUAUCGCCUUUGUGGCCGAAGACAUAGGUAUGUGGCACGACAUCUUGAACCUUGUCAACUUCAUCGGCGUGAUCACCAACGCCUUCAUCAUCGCCUUCACCUCCAACUGGGGCAGCCAGUUUGACACCGCCGGAAAGUUGUGGGUCGUGGUGGGCUUUGAGCACAUUGUCUUUGCCCUGAAGUUUGUCCUGGCUUACAUGAUUCCUGACGUCCCUCAGCCUGUCAAGUUGGCGAUUAGACGGGAAAAGUACCUCAUCCAGAAAACGUUUGAGGACAAGCCUAAGGAUGUCGACUACUCCCAUCUGUUCCCGACGGGCAUUUCGGCCAAGGACACAAUCACGGAGGAAGACACAGACGAUGUGGAGGUGAAGCGGGCGGAGCCGUCGUCUAAACCAGUCACUGGGAAAAAAUCUGAAUAACCGCAAUGCCUCAAGCCAAAAUACCAACAGUGAAAACGCCUGCUGAAUACUUCAGUUGUUAUGUUUAUAAAGUGAAAGUUUGACUCAUAUCAUUAUCUAUGUUGUUGUAGACGAAGUGCCAUCAGAUACGUGUUGUAGGAAGAUUGUUGGACUCCAAGAGCGUGACACUACCACACUGCUGCUCUAUUCUGCGUGUUAGACGGGUGUACUGACGGGUGUAUUACGCUUGCCAACCUAAAAACUUCAAACGACAUCGCAACAUUACACUCGUGAACCUAAAAACUUCAAUGGUCACCCAACUUUACACCAGCGAACCUAUCCGAUAUCGGGACAAAUGUUGGAUUUUGUUCAAAUAUGCUGGCACUGUUCGACUACAAAUAUAUAAUUUUAUUUUUUAAAUUU
Messenger RNA from Aplysia californica (California sea hare), 2949 nucleotides. Its product is annotated as anoctamin-5. Bases 1 to 2547 code for a protein of 848 amino acids. The transcript has 21 exons. Gene Ontology annotation, molecular function: protein dimerization activity; chloride channel activity. Gene Ontology annotation, cellular component: plasma membrane. Lineage: Eukaryota; Metazoa; Mollusca; Gastropoda; Aplysiida; Aplysiidae. Gene Ontology annotation, biological process: chloride transmembrane transport. The record is from RefSeq and is a predicted model, not a curated record.